UGUGUCAGACUGUUAGAGAGAUAGAGAGAGAGAAGGCAGACAGACACGGAGUAGGAGCCCUUAACUACUGGUACUCGAACUGCUCUACGCUGGAUAACAUACUGGCUAAUCUAUUACUCAAUCCCUGAAGGACUUCUAUCUCUGAUUCACCUUAAAGGAACCUUUGUUUAAAUCUAAAGAUCAUUUUGGUACAGAGAAGUGCCAGAAAGAGUAUCUCAGCUGAGCCCUUGGGGUGGUUUGACUGUAUGGAGGCUGAUUGGCUGUCCGUCCUGGGAGGCUCGUUGUGAGGUGAAAGGUCAUCAUUCCGAGGCCAGAGUUGUCUGCAGUCCCGGAGAAGCUUCACUUUCACAACAGAGCACAGGUCUCCCAUUUAGGGAGCCCAGACCUACAGGAAGAGCGGGAGAGAAAAUAAACACGGGAGAAAAAGAAGCUGUUCAUGAAUUCCCCCAAAUCCUGAAAAACAAACAGUGUGAGUUGGCUGGCAGUCGUGAGGAGAGGAGCCAUGUGGACAAUAAGCAUGGUCCAGCUCUGUUUCCCGGCCUUCACUCUCCUACUGGCCUACGCCUUUGUCCAAGCAGCUGCCACCGAGGACGAUGUCACUCCACGACUCAGCUUCACUUACAAUGCAAAGGAGAGAUCAGCCAAGAGAUUCUCUGUGGAUGGAGUCUUCAAUUACACGUCUCUCCUCCUCAGUAAGGAAGAUAACAUGCUCUAUGUUGGAGCACGAGAGGAGCUCUUCGCCCUCAACCUCUCUGAUAUCAGCAGAGUCAAACUACAACGCAAUCUUACAUGGAGUACCCCGAAAAUGAAGAGAGACGAGUGCAGUUUCAAAGGCAAAGACCUACAGACGGAUUGCUUCAAUUACAUCAAGAUUUUACUGCGUGUGAACAGUACCCAUCUAUACGUGUGUGGAACGUACGCCUUCAGCCCAAUCUGUGCAUACAUAAACACAGCUGACUUCACCCUGGUGAGAAGCCAGACUGGAGAGAUAGUGACAGAGGACGGACGCAGCCGCUGCCCUUUCAACCCUGAGUACAAGUCCACUGCCAUCAUGGCCGAUGGAGAACUGUAUGCUGGUACGGUCAGUAAUUUCCAAGGAAAUGAACCUAUCAUUUACAAGAGCCUGGGCCAAGGCGCUGCCCUGAAAACAGAAAACUCCUUGAACUGGCUCCAAGACCCAGCCUUUGUGGGCUCUGCCUACAUCCAGGAGAGCCUGCCCAAAGGCAACCCAGUAGGCGACGACGAUAAGAUUUACUUCUUCUUCAGCGAAGCAGGAAAAGAGUUCGAUUUUUUUGACAAAACCAUUGUGUCACGCAUCGCUCGCGUGUGUAAGGGUGACAAAGGAGGAGAGAGGGUGCUGCAGAAGAAAUGGACCACCUUCCUAAAAGCACAGCUCCUCUGUUCGCUGCCUGACGAUGGCUUCCCCUUCAACAUCAUCCAGGACAUGUUUGUGUUGACGCCCCGCCCAGAAGACUGGAAGAACACCGUGUUCUAUGGGGUCUUCACUUCACAGUGGUAUAAAGGGGCCUCUGGCAGCUCAGCAGUGUGUGCCUUCACCAUGGAACAGGUGGAGAAGGCCUUCAACGGCCGUUACCGGGAGGUCAACCGGGAGACCCAGCAGUGGUACACCUACAACCACCCUGUCCCUGAGCCACGGCCUGGAACGUGCAUCACUAAUGCAGCCCGGGACCAGGGCAUCCCCUCCUCCAUGCACAUGCCUGACAAGGUAUUGAACUUCGUCAAGGACCACUUCCUGAUGGACAGUGUGAUCCGCAGCCAGCCCCUCCUGCUGAAACGCAGCGUCCGCUACACCCAGAUAGCUGUCCACCGGGUCCAGGCUAUCCACAAACACUACAAUGUGCUCUUCAUUGGAACAGAUGACGGAAGACUCCACAAAGCCAUUAAUGUCAACAACAAGAUGCACAUCAUUGAGGAGAUGGUGCUCUUCACUGACCCCCAGCCUGUAGAACACAUAGAACUGGAGUCUGAGAAGGGCCUGCUGUUUGUGUCCUCCUACUCUGGCCUAGUAGAGGUCCCUGUGGCCAACUGCUCCAACUACCAGAGCUGUGGAGAGUGUGUCCUGUCCAGAGACCCUUACUGUGCCUGGACAGGGAGGCAGUGCCUGGAUGUCAGGCUGGCUCCACCAGAUAGCCACUGGCAGCAGGAUGUGGACGAGGCAGACACAUCAGUUAUCUGCAACAAGACACAGCCCAGCCCUCGCUUUGUUAAACCCCCACCCACACGGAUGUCUUCAUGCCAGGUGAUAAUGAUCCCAGCCAACACAUUCAAAGUGCUGCCCUGUAAGCUGCGCUCCAACCUGGCUGAGAGGAAGUGGGAGUACAGUGAGGGUGCAGGUCACUUCCUGUACCCCAGUCCUGAGGGAGGUCUAGUGGUGGUGGCCCAGGCUGACAGACAGGAGACCUAUGAGUGCUGGUCAGUGGAGGAGGGCUUCAGGCAACUCCUGGCCAACUACUGUGUGAGAGGUGAGGCCAGACAAGAGAGCACCACCCUGAUCGGCCACUCACGCACCCCUCUGGUCCCCCAGGAGGAGCCAAUCAUCCUACCUGGAGAGACCCGCUCCCCGCAGAUCAACACCAAGACCUACUGGAACGAGCUGAUCGUAGUGUGUGCCCUGCUGGGCUUCUCCCUGGUGGUCUUCUCCCUGUUUGUGGUCUAUAGGAACCGUGACCGCAUGAAGUCCAUGCUGAAGGAGGGUGAGUGUCCUAACAUGCAGCAGAAGAAACCCAGGAUAGUGGGGAAGCCAGCAGAAAACUUGCCUCUGAAUGGCAACAACACAGUUCCAGCAUCUGUGUCAGACCACAAGGGUUACCAGACCCUCAAUGACAACUACAUCUGCAACACGCCGUCACAUGAAUGCUCAUCACCAGACAACAGCAAGAGCUUCUCAGAGUCAGAGAAGAGGCCUCUGAACUUGAAGGAGAGCACUGUAGAGAUCUCGCACACCUGCCCGCGGCCUCGGGUGAGACUGGGCUCAGAGAUCAAAGACUCCAUUGUGUGAGGACGGCUUUGAUCAACUUGAGCAGGAGAUAAAACUGUAAUGCAGAGUGACUAACUUUGAACUGUAAGGAAAGAGGGGACUAUAAGUGAAAGAAAAGAAAAACACUAAAGGAGGGAACACUGAAAACCGCCAACCUCUUCGCAAAGAGGGACAUUUCAUUACACUGAUUUUGCACAUUUGUCUUUUUCAUUUUGUCCCUAUAGUCAGUUCUCAUUUCCUUGUUCAGUGACUCUUCUUUCUCUAGUGCAUCUGAAGCACAAUGAAGAGAAGCAGAUACAGAUUGCCUUCAGACUAUUGAAGCCGUGGAAUUAUGCUCAUGGUGGGUAUAGGACACAUACAGCUGAUAUUGUCCUUCUGUAACAAUUUGUAUAUGGUUUAGUCAUGUUUGUAUGCUUUGCCACUCAAUCCGUCCAAAUACUCUGUUGGCAUUGUAUUGAAAGUAGAGAGAUACUCUAUGGGUCAAGAACUGACCCUUAACUCUCCCACCUACAUCCAUAAGCAUGGGCUUAGCCCUGCACUGAGACAGACUCAGUGCAUGGAUAGCAGUGGAAUAUACAACCUCGUAUUCAAACAUUAGAUCAUUAGGGCUAUGACUUAGUUAUAACAGCAAUUUUUUUACACCUUUAUUUAACUAGGCAAGUCAGUUAAGAACAAAUUCUUAUUUACAAAGACGGUCUACCGGGGAACAGUGGGUUAACUGCCUUGUUCAGGGGUAGAACAACAGAGGUUUACCUUGUCAGCUCGGGGAUUCAAUCCAGCAACCUUUCGGUUACUGGCCCAACGCGCUAACCACUAGGCUACCUGCCGCCCCUAUUAAUUUAAGGCAGUUUAAACUGUACAUAAACCUCAAUGCAGCAUAACCAGACAGGCAUUAGAAUGGUAUCCACUGGUCAAGAGAAGGGCUAGCAGUACCAGAGAGACAUGGAGAGGAACCAAUGAGGAAGGAAUGAAAGAGGUAGUGACCACCUGGAAUGAGGUGAGGUUAAAACAGCACACAACAGAAUAACAUAACACUGGAGAGGUAUUUUUGAGGUCCACUGCUCUGCUCCACCAGAGUGGCACAGAUGGGGUUUGUAAGUCCCAAAGUAUUGGAGGAUAUGGUGCCUAAGUUGUGUAAGAUUGACAUUCACAGGUUUGAAAUGUACUCUUGACAUUCGGGAAGACCCUAGACCAGGUAUUAACAUAUUGUUCAUUGUGGAGCAGACAGACUAUGCAAAGCACAUCAUGUGAAGUGGGGUGAAAGGUCACACCGAAAUCUGAUCUUGAGACUGCAAGCACAUUCUUAAUUACAGAGAAUGAGAGGCAUACUCACAUGCAAUUUAGUAUGCAAAUGAUUUUGAGCCAUUUCUGUGUCAUAGAGGCAUGGGAUGAGAUAAAGACUAUCACUAGGCCUGGAGUUGAUGUAGCUAGGCUGAAGUCCCAGUAUAAAAUGGUUAAUGACUAGUUCAGAGUGCCAGUCAGGAAAUGAUUCCUUCAAUCCAAAUUCAGUCACCAAGUUAAAGUGGGCUGAGACUAUAAAAACCUGUUCACCACAUUGUUUAGAUAGCUCUGUUCUGGUCCUGUUAUUCAGAAACCAGUAGACAGCAGAGUUUAGAAGAGCCAAAGGAAGAGUGGCAACAACAGAGAAUCAGCCAGUGGGCUAUGGAGCUCUUAGUGUCGUUGAUGUGACACACCCAGAGGCAACCAAGCUCCUGCGUGUUAAUUUAUGUAAACAAAGUGAUUGUUGUGCCAAAAAUAACUAGUUUUUAAAUCAUGCAUCUUCUGUUUUCAUCCACAACUGUCAUGUCAAAUCAAUGUCUUAUGUUUAAUGGGCCUGAAUGAUUCAGCAUGUACUGUACCGAACAGUAUGUUCUUAGGCCAUUCAUAACGUAGUGCAUAUGAAAGCUGUCAUAGUUACAACCAUCACCUCUGGUUUAAUGACACUAAUGACUGUAAAAUGGGUUUUACUAACAUGGAGCGAAAGGUCACACAGCAGUUAUGGACCAGUCAAUGGAGGAAUGUGUGUGUUUAAAAAAGAACGACUAUAGAAACCGAUAUUGUUAAAGUAAUAAAACCUGGAGAAUAUUUGAUCAUCCAAAAGCAAGGGCUUUAUUCAGCCAUUACAAUACCCAAUAACAGGUAUAUGUUUUCAGCUGUUCAUGAUGGGAAAUAAAUAAUAAUUAUACAUUUAAAAUGAAAGAAUAUCAAUUUCGUAUUCCAUAGAUGUUGCUAUGUCAGUGCAAAAUUGUGGUAAAUAUGAACUCUUGCAACAUUGUGUUGUGGAAUGUGGUGAUACAAGUAUUCCAAAACAAUUUCUAAGUAAAACUGUUUAUUUAAGCUUAUUCUAGAUAUUGAAUUUUGUACAAGGGACAAUUUUUAAAAAAUGACAAAGUAGCUGUGCAAAAAGCAUACUGCUAAAGGACUGCCAUGUUGGCUGAUUGUAUAUAAUGUACAUUUGUAUUGUAUUGGAGAAGACUGGUGAAAGUUGUAUCAUUGUGGUGAAAGUGCAGAACCAGCAAACACCUUGAGAAUGCGUUGUUUUUGCACAGAAUGUUGGAAAGACUUAGUUUGGGAUACAAAUUAGGAUUUUGUUGAAUUAUGUAUUAGGUUUUCAAUUUAUUUUUUCAUGCCUUUUAAGCAAAGUUAAAGAAUUGAGUUGUACAUCUUGGGAUACUAAAUGUGUUCUCCUGUCUUUGUGACAUUAAUUAAUCAAAUGGAUAACCUGGUAGCAGCAGCAGCAUCACCUGCAUGAUAUGUACAACAGAAUAGACUGUAGGACUCUACUGGGCAUGCCCAACAAUACAAUUACAACACUUUGAGUGAAUUCCUUUUAGAUUAUGGCCAGUAUCAGUACAACAACUCUGUUAGAAUGGCUUCAACUUCAGUCACAAUGUAUUUCUGUGUUGACACUAUUGCAAACACCUGUAUAUGGAAUUAUAGUCUCAACCUGUACAGAAAUCCCAUACUGGUAAGGUCUGCACAACACUUGUGAACUCCAUCAGGGUUUCAAUGACUCCAAUUGUAACAAAGAUGGGAGGAGAAGAAGUUGAAACAUUGUCUUGACAACUGAACAUUUCAUGAUUAUUUUUUAUUUUGUGACAAAGAUUGCAAGUGAAGAAAUGACAGCUUGGAUCAGAUGAGUAAAGUUCUCUAAACUCAAUAAUACAUUAGCCGAAUGCAGAACAAAAUCAGCCUGAAUAUCUAGCAUAAUAGGUUCAGACAAGCAGCAUAUAAAUCUCUUGUUUGAUCACUGCUCCAAAUGAAUAGACAUAAGAUUUGAGACUGCUGUUAUAAGCUCCUACUGAGUUGCAGUAAGGCACCUCUGUUAGUUGAAGAACCACUUCAGCCAAGCCUUCUAAUUGUGACAGUGUAACAAGUUUCUCUGACUCAUGUCAACAUGUCUUGUAAGUUUGUAUGUUAAAAUGCUUUGUAAAUUGAGCUGCCAAUGUAAAAAGCUCUUGUGAACUGUAUUUUUUUAAUAUUAUACAUCACUACUGUUUCAGUUGUUUUUAUUGUUCUGUACAUAAAAGCACUUUAUUUACAUUUUUUUUUUAAAUAAAGAUAAAUGGAUACAAUUAGUUUCCUAUAUGGUUCAUGAACUCUAUAGUUGUAAUACCACAUGAAAUUAGAGAAUAACCUCAAUUUAGACAGGAUCCAGGACACAAGUUGUGCUUGUCACAUUGCUGCACUUGAUUAUGAAGCAAUACACCAAUCAAACAAAUGUUCAAAAUCUGUCUAUAUCAUAAAGGUUCAGUCAUUGCUAAACGGAUACAAAUACUGUAUUGGUGUAAGAAGUAGUUCCAGACUUGCCUGAUUCUGCUCUUACACUGCCCCUGUGUGGCCACAAUAUUAUCAACAACUUUCAGAAGAUUUAUUGUAAUGUAAAAAGGGAUUUCUGUCAUUACAGUAAGGAAUGUUGGUAUUGGUAUGUUCUUUAAAAGCAGUAUGUGUGAGCCAUUUUUAUCCCCUCUGUUCUUUGAUUAGUAAAAUGUUAACAGUGACUGUGUCUUCUGUCAACACAUUAGUCACAUUAAGGUGGAGCACAGCGUUUCGCUGACGCAUUCCACCAGACUCAAAUAAAAACAUGCAAAGAAGAGCGCGGAAAGUUCCUGUUGAACUUGUUCAGUCUUUUUUUUUUAUGUGAGCCUAAUUCUUGCAUUAUCAUGUAAAACAAAUAAGCUAAUAGUGUAGUUCUGUGUUUUUUUAGUAGUGGUGUUUCUGUCGCAGUAAUAAAAAUAAGUAUGGCUAGGGAUAUCACAUGGUAGGGUGGAGUUAAUUACUGAGUAUGCGUACAGUGUAACAAUGGCAGGCAGGCAAGUAUUCUUGAUAAAGAGUGCAGUCCACACCUGAAAGGAAAAUAGUCUACUUUGGUGUCAUAGGUAGAAUCCUUGCCACAUCCUAGCAAUGAAUAUACAAUUAUUCUCCACCCCUGUGCAAAUACAUCAUAUACUAUUUGAAAAUAUUGAGAUACAUUUCAUUUAAAUAUUUUAUAUGAGUGUUUUAUACAUGUAAAUUGUGUAUUUUGUUUAAACUUUAUUUGUGAUACCUACAUCCACUCAAUAAAAAAUAAUA
Oncorhynchus mykiss (rainbow trout) is the source of this 7570-nucleotide messenger RNA. Its product is annotated as semaphorin-4B. Gene Ontology annotation, molecular function: semaphorin receptor binding; chemorepellent activity. Gene Ontology annotation, biological process: axon guidance; neural crest cell migration; positive regulation of cell migration. Gene Ontology annotation, cellular component: plasma membrane. The record is from RefSeq and is a predicted model, not a curated record. Lineage: Eukaryota; Metazoa; Chordata; Actinopteri; Salmoniformes; Salmonidae.